UAAAAGCGGAGCAUCAGUCUCCUCCAUUGAUAAACGCUCUCCUCAUCGAUUCAGCCAAACGACGUCUUGAGAGGAGGACAAAACCAACCUAAAAUCACUGACAGUUUAGCUGAAGGGCGUCGGGCGCGAUGGCUAAUGCAUCCCCAGACCUGGACAACGCAGAUGCCCAGCGCCAGCUCAACAACAACAAUCGACCAAUCGGCUCCGGGUUCUGGGAAACUGAGUGCACCAGCUCCAAACUGUUUGAGUGCUCCCGCAUCAAAGCUUUGGCAGAUGAACGAGAUGCAGUCCAGAAGAAGACUUUUACCAAGUGGGUUAACUCCCAUCUCUCCAGAGUUUCCUGUCGUAUCUCUGACCUGUACAAUGAUCUGAGGGAUGGAUACAUGCUAACCAGACUCCUGGAGGUCCUCAGUGGAGAGCUGCUGCCGAGGCCCACACGAGGGCGUAUGAGAAUCCACUGCCUGGAGAAUGUUGAUAAAGCCCUGCAGUUCCUUAAAGAACAGAGAGUUCACCUGGAAAACGUUGGUUCACAUGACAUUGUGGAUGGAAACCACCGCCUCACCCUUGGCCUUAUCUGGACUAUCAUUCUACGCUUCCAGAUCCAGGUGAUCAAAAUAGCAACGGAGGAUAACAGAGAAACUCGCUCUGCAAAGGAUGCCCUGCUGCUCUGGUGUCAGAUGAAGACUGCAGGGUACCCUGAGGUCAACAUCCAAAAUUUCACCACCUGCUGGAGAGACGGCCUUGCCUUCAAUGCCCUUAUUCACAGACACAGACCUGACCUGAUAGAGUUCCACAGGCUAACACGGUCCAAUGCAACCCACAACCUCCAACAAGCCUUCAACAUUGCUGAGCAGCACCUGGGCCUCACCAAACUCCUGGACCCUGAAGAUGUGAACACAGAGAACCCAGAUGAAAAGUCUAUCAUUACCUACGUGGUUUCCUAUUACCACUAUUUCUCCAAAAUGAAGGCACUAAUUGUGGAGGGCAAGAGGGUUGGCAAGGUACUUGACAAUUGUAUUGAGGCAGAGAAGAUAAUCAACCGUUACGAGGCUCUGGCGUCAGACCUGUUGGAAUGGAUAGAAAAGACCAUAGCAGUCAUCAGCAACCAGAAGUUUGCCAACUCCCUGACAGGAGUCCAGCAGCAGCUACAGGCCUUUACAACCUACUGCACCAUAGAGAAGCCCAUCAAGUUCCAGGAGAAGGGGAAUCUCGAGGUCCUUCUCUUCACCAUUCAAAGCAAACUCAGAGCCAACAACCAGAAACCCUACGUGCCUCAUGAUGGAAGGCUCAUCUCAGACAUCAACAAGGCCUGGGAGAGGCUGGAGAAAGCCGAACAUGAGAGGGGUGUGGCUCUGCGUAAGGAGCUGAUUCGCCAGGAGAAGCUGGAGCUGCUGGCUCAGUGCUUCGAUCAUAAAACAACGAUGAGACAAGCAUGGCUCAACGAGAACCAGAGACUUGUUUCACAGGACAAUUUUGGCUAUGACCUACCAGCAGUCGAGGCGGCAAUGAAGAAACACGAGGCCAUUGAGGCGGACAUAGCAUCAUAUGAAGAACGAAUAGGUGUGGUGGUUGAACUGAGUGCAGAGAUGGAGUCAGAAGGAUACUACGACAUACGACGUAUCCUGGCACGGAAAGAGAACAUCCUGGGCCAGUGGAGUCUGCUGAAGGAGCUGGUGGCUGGGAGGAGGACUCGGCUGGAGAAGAACCUGGCCCUGCAGAAGACUUUUCAGGACAUGGUCUACAUGAUUGACUGGAUGGAAGACACACAGGUCCAACUGCUGUCAAAGGACUUCGGGAAGCAUCUUCUGGAGGUUGAUGACCUGCUGCAGAAACACAGCCUUCAGGAAGCCGACAUCGCUGUACAAGCUGAGAGGGUCGAGACACUCAACACUGCUGCACUCAAAUUCACUACUCUAGAGGGCUACCAACCAUGUGACCCACAGGUGAUCUGUAACCGUGUUAACCAUGUUUCCUCCUGUCUGGAGGAGCUAAAACAACUGGCAGCUAAAAGACGCUCAGAGCUUGAGGAGUCGAGACAACUGUGGGCCUUCAUUCAGGAGCUUGAGGAGUCAGAAGGCUGGAUCAGGGAGAAGAGCUCCAUCCUGGGAGCCCAGGGUUAUGGGAAGGACCUGAGCAGUGUGUUAAGGUUACUUCAAAAACACAAAACACUCGCAGGAGAGCUGCUGGCUCACCGGUCACUGCUGCAGAACACCAUGAAGCAAGGAAAGCAGAUCCUCAGUGAUCAGAGUUUUGGCACAGCAGGGAUCCAGGAGCGCAUCAUGGAAGUGAAGAGUGAGUGGAAGAGGCUGGAAGACCAGGCUGCACAGCGUCUUGGCCACCUGCAGGAGGCGCUAACCUUUUUUCAGUUCUCAACUGAGACAGAUGACCUAGUGGCCUGGCUGCAGGAUGCUUAUCGCCUGGUCUCUAGUGAAGACUUUGGUCAUGAUGAGUAUUCCACCCAGUCCCUGCUAAAGAAACACAGAGGGGUCAGCGAGGCCAUUGACAAACACCGUGUACAUGUAGUGGCACUUCGCAAACACAUGAUAGCGCUGCCUCUGAGAUACCGUGAGCAGGAGGAGUCACAGGUGCGAAUGGGAGAGGUGGAGCAGCUUUAUACAGAGGUGAUUGAGGUGGCGGUGCUCAGGCAGCAGUGGCUCCAUGAUGCUCUUGCAGUUUACCGCAUGUUCAGUGAGGUCAAUGCCUGUGAGCUGUGGAUUGAUGAAAAGGAGCAGUGGCUCGACAAGAUGGAGGUCCCAGAGAAGAUGGAGGAUGUGGAGGUGGUGGCACACAGGUUUGAGAGUCUGGACCAGGAGAUGAACAGCCUCAUGGGAAGGAUCCUGGAUGUUAACCAAAUAGUUCAGCAGCUUCUGGAUGGAGGUCAUCCAUCUUCUACAGAAGUCAGAGGAUGUCAGGACCAUCUCAAUUCCAGGUGGAACAGCAUUGUGGAGCUGGUCGAGCAGAAGAAGGAUCAGCUGAACUCGAUGUUACGCCUGCAGAACUACCUGCUGGAGUGUGCUGAGAUCAAGUCCCAGAUCCAGGAAAAGAGAAAGGCCAUCGAUGCUACUCAGUACAUGGGCAGCGACCUGGGAGGAGUCCUGGCUCUGCAGAGACGUCUCUCCACCAUGGAGGGAGCCUUGUCUGUUCUGGAGCCCAAACUGCUACAUCUGCAGGAAGAGGCAGAGCAUCUGGCAACUGUCCAUGGAAGUCGGGCCAUGGAGGUACUAGUUCCAUUUGAUGGUAUCAGUGUGGAGUGGGAAGAGCUUAAACACACUCUGCAAGGCUGUGAAGACUCACUGAUGGUGGCGAGCAGGCUGCAAAGCUUCAUACAGGACCUGGACUCAUUCCUCACCUGGUUGGUCCAGACGCAGACGUCUGCCGCCUCAGACCAGCUACCUAACGAUCUUGAAGAGGCGGAGAAACUCAUCAACAAACACGCAGCUCUAAAAGAGGAGAUCGGGCGGUACGAAGAGGACUAUGAGCGCCUGCAGGCCAUGAAUGAGCUGCUAGAGUCGGAGGAGGCUCCUCUCCCUCAGGCCGCCCUGCAACAGUGGCUCCAGAAGCUAGAUGUUGGCUGGAACAAACUUCUGGAGAUGUGGGAGAGCAGGAGGGAAGUUCUAGUCCAGGCGCACAUUUUCCACCUGUUCCUUCGAGAUGUCAAACAGGCCGAGUCCUUCCUUAACAACCAGGAGUCAGCCCUUGCUCAUGUGGAGCUGCCGACCACGGUGGAAACAGUGGAAGCAGCCAUUAAGAAACACAAAGACUUCACCACCACGAUGGAGCUGAACCUGCACAGAAUCAAAGCUGUGAUUGAGGCUGGGGAGAGUCUGAUUAGCCAGAGCAACAUCUACUCUGAACGCAUCAAGGAACGCAUCGACACCCUCGCCAACAGGGGUAAUCAGAACAGAGAACUGGCUCAGCAGUGGCUGGACAGACUCAACGACCAAUGGGAACUUCAAAGAUUUCUUCAGGACUGUCAUGAGCUUGGGGACUGGGUUUGUGAGAAGAUGCUGAUGGCGAGGGACAGCAGCCGAGACGAGACCCAGAAGCUUCAUAAGAAAUGGCUCAAGCACCAGGCCUUCAUGGCUGAGUUGGCCCAGAAUAAGGAAUGGCUGGAAAAAAUUGAAAAGGAGGGCCAGCAGCUGAUCCAGGAGAAGCCCGAGCUCAGCCCUGUGGUUCGAAGGAAGCUGGAGGAGAUAAGGGAGUGCUGGCAGGAUCUGGAGAGCACCACUCAGGCCAAAGCCCGUCAGCUCUUCGAGGCCAACAAGGCCGACCUGCUGGUUCAGAGCUAUGACAGCCUUGACCAGAGACUGGGCCAGCUGGAGGGUCAGCUGAUCUAUGUGGACCAGGGACAGGACCUCACUACUGUCAACAAGCAGCUGAAAAAACUACAGACCAUGGAAACCCAGAUGGAGGAAUGGUAUAAGGAGGUGGGUCAGCUCCAAGGACAGGUGGCCACCAUCCCACAGCUCACGCAGGUCAAGGAGACUGUCGCUGAGCGGCAGGCAGCCGUGGAGGCCAGGAUGGUACGUCUGAUCGAGCCGCUGAAGGAGAGACGGCGCAUCCUGCUGGCAUCCAAAGAAGUUCACCAAGUUGGACGAGACCUGGAAGAUGAGAUUUUGUGGGUCCAAGAGCGUAUCCCAAUGGCCAUGUCUCAGGAGCACGGCUCCACUCUGCAGGAAGUCCAGCAGCUCAUGAAGAAGAACCAGACUCUUCAGAGGGAGCUCCAGGGCCACAGGAGCAGGAUCGAGGACGUACUGGAAAGGGCAGGGAUCAUAGCAUCCAUACGCAGCCCUGAGGCAGACUGCGUCAGGGCGGGCCAAGACCAGCUGGCCCAGCUGUGGGCUCUGCUCUGGGCAGAGACAGAGAGAAGGCAGUUGGUUCUCGACGCCAUGUACCAGGCCCAACAGUACUUCUUUGACACAGCUGAGGUGGAGGCCUGGCUGAGCGAGCAGGAGCUGCACAUGAUGAACGAGGAGAAGGGGAAGGAUGAACCCAGCACUCUGCAGCUCCUGAAGAAACACUUGGUCCUGGAACAGACAAUUGAGGACUACGCUGAGACCAUUGGCCUGCUGUCACAGCAAUGUCGGCAGCUGCUAGAGAUGGGGCAUCCUGACUGUGAGCAGAUCAGCAAGCGCCAGUCUCAGAUCGACCGUCUGUACGUGUCUCUAAAGGACCUGGUGGAGGAGAGGAAGAGCCGUCUGGAGCAGCAGUACUGGCUCUACCAGCUCAACAGGGAGGUGGAUGAGCUUGAGCAGUGGAUUGCUCAGAGGGAAAUGAUCGCCAGCUCGCCUGAACUCGGUCAAGACUUUGAGCAUGUUACUGUCCUGCAGGAGAAGUUUACAGAGUUUGCAUCGGAGACAGGCAGUGUGGGACAAGAGCGAGUGACUGCUGUUAACCAGAUGGUAGACGAGCUCAUUGACUAUGGCCACUCAGAGGCUGCCACCAUCGCUGAAUGGAAGGAUGGAGUAAAUGAGGCCUGGGCAGACUUGCUGGAGCUGAUGGAGACCCGGGCGCAGAUGCUCGCUGCCUCACACCAGCUGCACAAGUUUUUCUCUGAUUGCAGAGAGGUUUUGGCUCAAAUUGAGGACAAACAUCGAAGGCUGCCGGAGGUUCGGGCUCGUCAGGGCAGCUCUGCCAACACCAGCACCCUGCAGAGACUCCUGCACAGCUUUGAACAGGAUAUACAGCUGCUGGUCACACAGGUGCGUCAACUACAAGAGAGUGCAGCCCAGCUGAGGACAGUGUACGCUGGCGAGAAGGCCGAAGCCAUCGCUUUCCGUGAGCAUGAAGUGAUGCAGUACUGGAAAGAGCUGCUUACAUCUUGUGAGGAGUGUCGAGUGCAGAUUACCACUGAGACAGACAAGCUGAGGUUCUUUGGCAUGGUUCGAGAUCAGAUCAUUUGGAUGGAGUCAAUCAUCUGUCAGAUCGGGACGGGAGAGAAGCCCAGGGACGUUUCCUCAGUGGAGGUGCUGAUGAAUUAUCACCAGAGUCUGAAGAGUGAGGUAGAGGCUCGCAGCCGGAGCACUGUGGAAUGUAUUGAGAUGGGGAAAACCCUGCUGGCGGCUAGAAACCCAGCAUCUGAAGAGAUCAAAGAGAAACUUGAAAAGGUCAUAGCUAAGCAGCAUGAGCUGUCUGAGAAGUGGGACAAGCACUGGGAAGUCCUACAACAAUUGUUGGAGGUUCAUCAGUUUGCUCAGGAGGCAGUGGUGGCUGAGGCAUGGCUGACCGCUCAGGAGCCGUUCAUCAACAGCAAUGAGCUAGGUGCGAGUGUAGACGAGGUGGAGCAGCUGAUCCGUCGACACGAAGCCUUCCGCAAAGCUGCCGCCACCUGGGAGGAGCGAUUCAGCUCCCUGCGACGACUCACCACGGUAGAAAAGUUAAAAGCAGAGCAAAGUAAAUUACCCCCAACCCCUCUGCUGGGUCGUAAAGUCUUCCUGGACCCCCAAGAUGCUGCACUGACUGCAUCCACACUCCCUCGCCUCCCAAUCUCUCCCGUAACGAGACAGACCAUCUACGAACAGAAUGAAGCCAGUUCUCCUCCCUCACCCUCACCUGCAACACCAACACCCUCUCCUUCAUCUGUGGCUCGUCGAUUGGGGUCGACUGUUGCAAACUAUACUCCUGUGAUGAACGGUUCCAGCUACCGCCACACCCUGGAGUCAAGGCACGGUGGUGUUGUGGGUGUGGCUGCAGGACUAGGCAAGCCUUCACCUUCCUCGAUUGCCUCAAUAGCCACUGCAGCUAUGCUAGUAUCAGCAAACCAGGCACGAGAGAGCGCCAGUGCAGCAAAAGACCAGACAGUGAAGGCAAUGAGUCACCUACAGCCAGCACAGGCAGCAAGAACACCCGAGGUGAAAUCAUCCCCAUAUCUACGGCAGCCAAAAAUCAAACACAUGGACGAUGCAGUGACGCCGCUGAUUGUUGCCAGCCGUCUGGAGAAAGCGAGGGAGAGAGAGAGGGGAAGAGAGCGGGAGAUAAUGAUGGGAGAGAUUGGAACAGAGAAAGCAGAGGUCGCUGUGAUGGCAGAAGUGGUGCUACAAGAGCCUAUUAGGGAGCGUCUGCACAGUGAACCCACUAGAGGGCCUCGAGGGUCCAGGACUGACCCGUUAGGCCAUGCCGAGCCCCAGGUCCAGACCCACACCUACCACAGGGACCACAGGAUAGAAAGGCAGCUGUCUAGCGAGCAGCUGAUACAGGCGCGCAGGGAUGAGCUGCCUCAGGAGGUAUGGAGGGAACAUGCAGAGAGGCGAGAGAGACGGACGCUGGAGAGACAAACGUCAAGUGAGCAGGAGGGCCACGGAGGGCAUGAGGGCAGGCGGAGAGAAAGAGACCGACACCGACUGGAGAGACAGGAAUCCAGCGAGCAUGACACGGGACACUCAGACAGACGCUCAGGAGGAGGAGAAAAGAGAUCCACGUUGCUAGAAAUUGUAGAGCAGCUUCAAGAAAGAGAAGCAGCACAGGCCCGUGGAGAGGUGCCCCGCCUGCCUAACGGGUUCCCAGAAAAGUCUUCCCGUCCUGACCGGCCAAGAGCUCGGGACAGACCAAAACCAAGGCGGCGACCGCGACCCAAAGAGCCAGGAGAAACAACGCGGCGGUCUAGGUCUGCUCCGGCCCAGAGCAGCCCGGCAGUCCCUCAGCCACCAACACACACUGCACACCAUGAGGGCUUCCUAUUUCGCAAGCUGGACAUCGAGAGCCUGAAGAAGAGCACCAAUAGGUCAUGGGUCAACCUGUACUGCGUGCUGAACAAAGGGGAGAUCGGUUUCUACAAGGACGCCAAGAACACCACCGCAUCCUACAACAACGAGCCGAUGCUCAACCUCUCCCACUGCCACUGCGACGUCACCAAUGGCUACAAGAAGAAGAAGAAUGUCUUCACACUCAAAACAAAGGACGGGAGCGAGUUUUUGUUUCAUGCAAAAGAUGAGGAUGACCUUAAAUCGUGGGUCAGCAACAUCACCACGAGCAUUACAGAGCACGAGGAGAUUGCCAAAUGGGGUCAACCCCAACCAACUACCUCAUCAACCGACGAGGGCACGCGCCGUGAAGGCAGCAAGGCAGACAACAGGUCAGAGCGAGGGGGCGAACGCUCGGACAGGGCUGAUCGUAUCGAGCGUGCAGACAAAGAAAAGGAGAAAGAGAGGGAGAGAGAGAAGGAGAAGGAGAGAGGGGAACGGUCAGAGAGGUCAGAUCGAGGUGGGAAGUCGGACGCAAAGCGCUCUGAAAAGUCCAGUAAAAAAAAGUGAACCGGACAAAAAUUUGUCGGGAUUAAAGCGUCUGAACUUCGAAAAAGGAGGCGGGGCCAAAGACUGGCAGUGACCGCCCCCCUCUUCCUCUCUGCCUCCAACACUGUCAACAAAGCGGUUGUGUUUGGAUGGAAAGUGACACACAAGACAGAAGGACUGACCCAGGCUCACUCAUAGGACGGGACGGAUCUGGAGCAGGAGACAUCUUUCUCUCUCCCUCGCUCUCUCUUCUUCUGUGUCUCGGUGAGAACACACAGUUUACCUAUGCCCCCUGGUGGCAGUUUCAGAGAACUGCAGAGGGAGUUUUGUGCUGCUGAGCCCCUGGCAGCAUCAGUGCGAGAGAGAUGGGAAACGCAUCAUGUUAACUCAAAGGCUGUUACUGAUGGCUGGUAGUGCGAUAAAACGUAGCUCAUUCUGUCCCAUGUUUGUUUUUUCUAUGAGAUGAGCUGUAUCUGUAUGUAUUUCCUGUCUGUCUGUCCUAUCUACUGUAUCUAUCUGUCUGUAAGUCAAGACAUCCUACACAAUGUCUUAUUACUCCUCAGAAAUUGAAAGAGAAUGAAAGUAAGCCAAAAUGUUUUACAGACCUAAAAACAUGAUUUGUAUAUUGUUUCUUUCACUUUGUCUGUUCUGUCUUGGGCUCUGAACAAACAAUAACGCAGGUUUUUAUUUCUCAAACAGCACUGAACCACAACCAUCCACAUGCACCACUGAUGAAUAAACACUGGUUAACAGGAACAGUUUAGUGCUGAUAUUGAGGAAGAUGCAAAGACGCUGAUGAGGGAAGUGAGAAGAGUAGAUGGCCUCAAAGCAGUCAGGACAGAAAAUAAGAGGGAACUGAUAAAUGUUUAAUCACUGCCCUGAAAACAGCCAAGGGCUUUUGAUUUUAACCCUAAUGAAUGAUCACAACCGCAACAAUUCCUUAAACUUUCUUACAUUUUAUGUUCGUUUCUGUCCAAGAAGAGCAGCUUUUAUUUGUUUAUAUUUAAGAUUCAAGGGUUAUUUUUUGAUGUUUGAGCCAGACAAAUGGGUCAGAAGGUUUUAACCUUUUAAAUAAAGACUACAGACAGUAUGGUCCCAGCAGCUACCUGAGCUCCAGUCUAGUUGAUGAGAGCAUGAGAAUGAGUGAUGAUAAAGAGGUAAGAACUAGACCGAUGGAUUCUGGUUCCAAGAGGGCUUGAUAUUCUUUAGUUUUACGUUUGAAAAACAAGGCGUCAAAUUGUUAUUGCAGUUUUAUUUUGACUUUGUGUAGAGGCUAAGAGUAAUGCUUUCAUAUCUGAAAGAAAAAAUGGUGAAAUUGAGGGUACCCUGAUCCUCAGUUUUCCAUAAACAACAUUUUUGGCUUGGUCGUAAGCACAAAAUCAGCGCCUGGCAUGUUUUUAAUGAAUGAGGCUCUCAGGCUAAAAUCAGGCCUCAGCUAUUCUUUUAUUCUCUUACAACUUCAAACUACUCGUUAGUUUUUCUCUUUGAGGUCAUCACACUAAUCUGUUGCAUCCUUUUUGAUUACAGAUAUGAAAAUCUUUUGUUUUCGUGAGUAUGUACACGAGCGUGUGUUGGUGCGUGCGUGCAUGUUUGUGCUGCUGCUCUCUGCUCCCAGGGUCUCCAUAGCUCUCAGGUUCUUUAUGUUUGUAUGUGCUUACAUAAUGCUUCAUGUGUCAAUAUGUUCAUCCCCUCAUAUCACACCUCAGUCUUCCAGACACGUCUGAUCCACCACACAUUUUUACACACACAAAUACAAACAUGAUGAUUACUGACAUGUUGAAGAGUCUCAUCAUCCCAUUAGUGUAGACGCAGAAAAGAAUGAAUGGAGAGAUGAAUACAUGGAUAAGGCGCUAAGAGCCAGGUUAUCAGACUGACCAAAUAUUUAGAAAAAAUGGGUUCAAGUGUCUGUACAAUGUGAGAUUGCAUGUUUUGCUUGGAGAGAAAUCACAAGUCACAUGAAGCUCGUCUUUGCAGCCCGCCAACUCUGCAUCCACUCAUAAGUUUUUGUUUCAAACUCACCACAAAGCCAUAAAUAACGGGGAAAGAGAGUCAAAAUAAGGAGGUUGAGAAUCAUCAUAGUUUACCAAACCUUGUAGUCGGGCUAACUGAAGUUACUUUAACGCCAGGCUACAUCCUGAUCAGCUACAGGUCAAGACAGCAUUUAAAAUUCUUGUUAGAUCCUUUCAUGUCUGACAGUAACAUAGGUUUGUUUCACUAAAGUUUUUUUUUAUUUUUGUCCAUCUAAAUUUGGUCACACAAUACAAAUGUGUGCCUCUUUUAAUCACAUCAUCUGUUUUAUUUUAAAAAGCACUCAAAAGACACUCCAACCUGACCACUCUUGGGAAUAUCACAUCGACUGAGAUGCGUAAAAGAAGGCAGCUGUUUGGUGGGGAUGUAACAAGUGUACUUUUCCCAAAACCAGUCAGUUAAUGUUUUUUCUUUAACUCUUUUUGUACUGUUAAAUCCAUUAAAAUAACUUCUGCUAUAUUUUAUGAUUCAGUCUAACACGUGAGUCCCUUUCUCUGUACGAUCUUUUUACUCAUUGGUUAACACGUUCAUUUGUGGCCCCUGAGGUUAGAGGGCUAACAACACUGAAGGGGCUUCUCAUUUCAUAACUUUGCGCAUCCUUGCAUCCUGUAUCCUUAUCUAGUUUCAACAUUUUAUUGAAGCUUAUGCACCAAAAACAAAGUAUAACACUAUUGACGGCACCAAACAUUUUUUGAAAUAAUAUGAACAAUGACCCCAACCCUGCCUGUCCACAUCCACCCUAAAACUUACAAAAGGAAAGAAUAAAUAAAUAAAAGAAAUGAGGAAAAAAAAUAAGUGUUUCCUUAUCUGACCCAGAAAUUGUUCUUCCAACGUCAUGAUGAAGGAUCUUCCAAUUCCUUAAACGUACCAGGAGAAGGCAAGGAUUAAAGCUUCUGGUGGAGCUCUUAUCCAAGAUACAGCCAUGUUUCCUCUGCAGGAGUCUUGACCAAAGACGCAGUGGGACUGGUUUGGACAUCUAUCAAAAAGCCACACUUCCACAUAGUUCACUAUUUUCCCCACAGUUCAUUCUCACAGCCCUGGUUUGCUUAAAAUUAAACAGUUUAAAAUGCAGAGAUAAUAAAAUAUAUUCAUGCAUUUUACAACCUUGUACAGCAUAAUCUAAUCUAAAAUCAUUUUAGAAUCACUUAAGGCAGCUGUUUGUUUAUUGCUUUUACUUUAUCCAUCAACAAUACCUCUGUAAACUCACCUCUUUCAGGUGUCUGUAAAGAGUUGGAAGAUCUUUCUUCAUGCCAGCAGGAGAACAAUUUCUGGGUUGGCCAAGACAGGACACAAGUGUAAAAUUAUGAGAUGAGAAGCACAUGCUUUCCCAUGGUGCUUGGUUAGAACAACUGGGUUAGCUGGUGGUCCUUCGCAAACUAGAGCCAACCCUGGUCUAAUUUCAGACCAGAAAAUCCGGGUUAGAUAGACCAGUUUAGGACUGGCGUUUGGAGGACAAUAGGGCCUCAAUGAAGGCAUUACUGAGGCAGAAAAACAGUGGGAGAAACAUGGGAGAGCUGCACUUAUAAUGUAUUCAAUGUUCAAGCAUCAGUUAAACACUGAAUUAAAUUAUUUUUGAAAGAGGUAAUACUAACCUGGCCAUUCAAGUGCAGUUCACCAUUAGCAAGUAGUUUUUUUUUCUUAUUUAUAAUAGCCUCUGUCUUAUAUAGUUGUGUUUUGUGUGCUUGCUGCUAGAUAUGCAGUAAGUCAGUCUUUAUAUCUUUUAUUUAUUUUUGCCUUUAUUUUUAAAGGACAGGACAGUGGAUAGAGUAGGAAAUCAGGAAGAGAGUAUGGGAAUGAAACGUGUGAAAGCAGUCUCAGGUCAGAUUGGGACUUCAGUUGCACCUUUAAAAGACUUGCUUUAGUUUUUAGGGGUAGCAGACUAACUGCUAGGCUAACAGGGUGCUAGAUUAGUCUUAAAUAUACAAACAUCCCCCGAUAAAUCUCAGAAUUAAACACCCUGGAAAUUACAAAAUUGUAUGUGUUAGUUUUGUAUAAGGGUUUUCUUUAAUAUGGGCAGUGGGUUUCUCCACAAGGUAAACGAAGACGUCCCUUGCUCAAACCUGCCACUGUAACGUUAAGUUGGAUGGUUGACCUGCUGAGUUGACACUGACUACAGCUCAGAAAACCUCGGCGCAUUACGCAGAGUUAGUUUUCCACUGUAAGACAACAUGUCUGCUACUGAUAAACUUUUUAAAUUACUGUAGAAGGUGUCACAUCUUUGCUGAAUAUAAAGAGAAAUUGAUGGGGGUUUUUUUUAUGAUGUGUUUUUACUUUUAACAGAAAAAAGUUAAAGGAUGAUAAUUAACUGACUGGUUGGGUAAAUUUACAACAGCUGGAGCUAACUCAGCCUCAGAACCAUACCAACAAAUUGUUUGUAUUUCUAUUGUGUUUUUUUUUCCUAGUUAUUUUUUAAUUUAUCUGAAGUGUAAGAUAAGCCUCAUGAAAGCAAUAUUAUCUGUUAGGUUUUACAUUAUCACUGAAGGGUUUUAAAUCUGGUCCUGACCUGUUGAUCUGAUUUCUGUCAAUCAUAAAACAUGUCUUAAAACCUGUAACUUUUUAAAUCUUGUUUAUUUCAACACACUUUAUGCAUCUUUACCGAGUGUGAAUGCCAGAUCAAUGCAAUCAUUUACAUGCAUGAUGAACACAACAAAGUAAAAGAGAUGAAUUUUGAAUGAGCAAAUCUUCCAGGUGUGAAUUGACAGUAUACGGUCCUCUGCUGUGGGAUCAUGAAUCUGACAGCAUAAUAAACUGACACACUUUAUUAUUUUAAAUACAGACAAGACAAACAUGCAGGGUACAGCUGACUGAAAACACCACAAAGUUUGACGUUGUUUGAGCUAUUUCGUCUGGUUGCAUCUGCUCUCAGCAGAAACAAAUAGAAGUCAACAUGUUUCACAUCCUGACAGACUGUGAAGGUUUGGAUGAGCUCGUCGUA
This is a messenger RNA of Cheilinus undulatus (humphead wrasse), 13191 nucleotides long. Its product is annotated as spectrin beta chain, non-erythrocytic 4-like. Gene Ontology annotation, cellular component: cell junction; cortical actin cytoskeleton; spectrin. Gene Ontology annotation, molecular function: phospholipid binding; actin filament binding; structural constituent of cytoskeleton. The transcript has 43 exons. Bases 129 to 8249 code for a protein of 2706 amino acids. NCBI's taxonomy places the organism in Eukaryota, Metazoa, Chordata, Actinopteri, Labriformes, Labridae. The record is from RefSeq and is a predicted model, not a curated record. Gene Ontology annotation, biological process: actin cytoskeleton organization.